Molecule: messenger RNA, 1082 nt
Organism: Trematomus bernacchii (emerald rockcod)
Lineage: Eukaryota; Metazoa; Chordata; Actinopteri; Perciformes; Nototheniidae
Gene: erh
Product: ERH mRNA splicing and mitosis factor
Exons: 4
Coding region: 128-442 (104 amino acids)
Source: RefSeq, a predicted model, not a curated record
CUGAGUAUUUUUCUGCAAACAGCUGGCUACAUUCAUCGCACGGGGAAUUGAAAAGCAAUAAAUACCGAGUUAUUUUUGUCAGUUUUUCUUUCCUAACAAUCAGACAGUGUCUGCAGUCAGCAUAACCAUGUCGCACACAAUUUUACUUGUUCAACCAACCAAGAGACCAGAGGGCCGCACAUAUGCUGACUAUGAGUCAGUGAAUGAAUGUAUGGAGGGUGUUUGCAAAAUGUAUGAAGAGCAUCUUAAGAGGAUGAAUCCAAACAGUCCCUCCAUAACAUACGACAUAAGUCAGUUGUUUGACUUCAUUGACGACUUGGCAGACCUGAGCUGUCUGGUAUACAGAGCGGACACUCAAACAUACCAACCAUACAACAAAGACUGGAUCAAGGAGAAGAUAUAUGUCCUGCUGCGGCGUCAGGCUCAGCAGGCAGCAAAGUGAACGCAUCAGUAAGGAGUUGUCCUGCUAAACACUUGGAAGGAGUUUAUGCUGCACUAUUUUUCUACAGUGUCUUGAAGAUCUGUGUAUAUGGACAACAUUGUCAGUUUGACAAAGGGAAGGGUUUACAUACUACACCAUACAUUGGGAAAGGAAAGGGUUUGAAAACUGGGGAAAUUUCCAAAAUGUGGGGCUUUAUAUAGAAAGGGAGUCGUGCUCUGCCGCCUACGUAUGUUUGUUAUUAGUUACACUAAGGUCUUGGUGGGGAGAAUGACUGCCACGACUAACUUAUUGGAGUGUGAUCUGUGCUUGGAGAAAUGUUCCUGGACUAGGUAAAAACUGUUUUUUUUGUUUUAGUAGUGUUUUUGUUUCCCUAGAAGUGGUUACAUUUUCUUAUAUACAUUUACUGAGCAUUUGGAUUUCGACAUUCUUUUCACUGUGAAUGCCGGUUAUUUUACUUUUAAAUAAAAUAAAUAAUCUGCAUUACUGACUCCAGAAGAUUUACUUUACAUAUUCCAUCUAUGAUUUCUGUCACUGUAUCCUACCAUCAUGGUGGAAAUGCUUCUUUUUUUUUGUAAACAUGUUGAUUUAUAAUAACGCAGUUUGAGUUUUCUUUGAUUUAAACAAAAAUAAAGUAUUGUUU